Molecule: messenger RNA, 5406 nt
Organism: Sarcophilus harrisii (Tasmanian devil)
Lineage: Eukaryota; Metazoa; Chordata; Mammalia; Dasyuromorphia; Dasyuridae
Gene: KAZN
Product: kazrin, periplakin interacting protein
Exons: 15
Coding region: 249-2573 (774 amino acids)
Molecular function (GO): protein binding
Source: RefSeq, a predicted model, not a curated record
CUCCUCCUCCUCCUCAUCCUUCUCCUCCCCCGGCUGCCGCUGCUCCAGCAGCCCCUGUCAUUCCUGCGCUGGAGAGCCCGGCGGUUCGGCCGCGGCGGCUCAGCGCGGAGGGGGAAGGGGGCAGCCAGUGGGGCAGCGAGGGAGCCAACAGGUAGAGCCGGGGCGCUCUGCACCCCGCGCCCCCCGGUGCAGUCGGGCAUCAUGCUGCUCUUUGUCACUUCUCUCCUCCCCAGGCCAAAAUCCUGAGCAUGAUGGAAGACAAUAAGCAGCUGGCUCUCCGGAUCGAUGGGGCGAUCCAGUCCGCCAGCCAGGAGGUGACUAACCUGCGAGCCGAGCUGACAGCCACCAACCGGAGACUGGCCGAGCUCAGCGGCGGCGGCGGCGGCGGCGGCAGCAGUGGUGGAGGCGGCGGCGGCGGCGGCGGCGGCGGCAGCUGCGACUCCUCGAUCAUGGAGAACAACCAUCACAACGCGCAAGCGCUACUACGAGAAGAGGUAUCUCAGCUGCAAGACGAGGUUCAUAUCCUCCGGCAGAUGAAGGAAAUGCUCACAAAGGACCUGGAGGAGUCUCAUGGAAGCAAGUCCACGGAGAUUCUCUCGGCCACCGAGCUCAAAGUCCAGCUGGCCCAGAAGGAGCAGGAGUUAGCCAGAGCCAAAGAAGCCCUCCUGGCCAUGAAGGCCGAUAGAAAGCGUUUGAAGGCUGAAAAGACAGACCUCGUGAGCCAAAUGCAACAGCUCUAUGCCACCCUGGAGAGCCGAGAGGAGCAGCUUCGGGAUUUCAUCCGGAACUAUGAGCAGCACAGAAAAGAGAGUGAAGAUGCGGUCAAAGCCCUGGCAAAGGAGAAGGACCUUUUGGAAAGGGAGAAGUGGGAGCUGCGCCGGCAAGCCAAAGAAGCUACGGACCACGCUACAUCCUUGCGGUCCCAGCUGGACCUGAAGGACAACAGAAUGAAGGAGCUUGAAGCCGAGCUGGCUAUGGCAAAGCAGUCCUUAGCCACCCUGACCAAGGACGUCCCCAAGAGGCACUCCCUCGCCAUGCCGGGCGAGACAGUUCUCAACGGCAAUCAGGAGUGGGUGAUGCAGGCGGACCUCCCGCUCACUGCGGCCAUCCGGCAGAGCCAGCAGACGCUCUACCACUCACAUCCCCCCCACCCCACCGACCGGCAAGCUGUCAGGGUGAGCCCCUGUCAUUCUCGGCAGCCUUCCAUCAUCUCUGAUGCAUCUGCAGCUGAAGGAGACCGGUCAUCAACUCCAAGUGACAUCAACUCCCCUCGUCACCGGACGCACUCCCUCUGCAAUGGGGACAGCCCCGGACCCGUACAGAAGAAUUUACACAACCCAAUUGUACAGUCACUAGAGGAUCUUGAAGACCAAAAAAGGAAAAAGAAGAAAGAGAAGAUGGGAUUUGGCUCCAUUUCCCGAGUCUUUGCCAGAGGGAAGCAGCGGAAAUCCCUCGACCCAGGCCUCUUUGAUGACUCUGACAGCUUGUCCAGCCCAACCCGACUCAGCCUAUCAGAAGGAGAGGAGCAGAUGGACCGACUGCAGCAGGUGGAGCUGGUUCGAACUACUCCCAUGUCGCAUUGGAAAGCGGGGACCGUGCAGACCUGGCUGGAGGUGGUCAUGGCAAUGCCUAUGUAUGUCAAGGCUUGUGCAGAGAACGUGAAGAGUGGGAAGGUGCUGCUGAGUCUGAGUGAUGAAGACCUGGAGACCGGUCUUGGCGUGUGCAGCUCCUUGCAUCGCCGAAAGCUUCGCUUGGCAAUUGAGGAUUACAGGGAUGCAGAGACUGGCAAAUGCUUGUCAAAAGCCUCAGACCUGGACCACCACUGGGUGGCUAAGGCGUGGCUCAAUGACAUUGGCCUGCCCCAGUACUCCCAAGCCUUCCACAACCACCUCAUCGAUGGGAGAAUGCUCAACUCUCUGAUGAAGCGAGACCUAGAGAAACACCUGAAUGUGUCCAAAAAGUUUCACCAGGUCAGCAUCCUCUUAGGCAUCCAGCUUCUCUACCAAGUGAACUUCAGCAAGGAGGUUCUCCAGGAGCGAAGGGCUCGUUGCGAGACACAGAACACUGACCCUGUGGUCUGGACAAAUCAGCGAGUGCUCAAGUGGGUACGGGACAUUGACCUGAAGGAGUAUGCUGACAACCUGACCAACAGUGGUGUCCACGGAGCGGUGCUGGUCUUAGAGCCCACAUUCACGGCAGAAGCCAUGGCAACAGCCCUGGGCAUCCCCAGUGGGAGGCACAUCCUUCGGAGGCACCUGGCUGAGGAGAUGAGCACCAUUAUCAACCCUGCCAGUGUUACAGGCAUCCGAGAGGCUGAGAGGUUUGGGACCCCCCCAGGAAGGGCUUCCAGUGUCACCCGGCAGGGGAAGGAGGAGACCAACAGUAGUGUCAAGUACAAGACUGGCCGGUUACCACUAGGGAAGAUUGGAAGGGGAUUCAGCAGCAAAGACCUUGACUUCCAUGAUGACUACGGCUCUCUCAGAAAUGAAGAUUGCUUCGAUGAUGACCCUCAAGAUAGACCAGAUCAGUGUCGUUUAGAAAACUACAGUGGACUGGAGGUCACCAACGUGUAAAAAAUCACUUAAUUCCCACCAAUCUCAUGGGCCAAGGAGAAAAUCAAAGCGGGAAGGAAGGUGCUUAUGAAGAACCCACCCAACUGGGUAUACAUAGAAACUUUGAGCUAAGUGACAACAUGACAUUGUCAUCUUGUUAGCCAAGGAACACUCCCCAGACCAAACACAACUUAAUUUCUAAGCUGACCAACUUUAGGGGGAUCUUGUAAUGAGCUCCUCCUGGACACUGGAGGAUCCAUACCCAGAGAGCUCCAGAAAAGGACCUUAACUAUCCAAAAUCCUUUCCUGGACUGUUUAAAUAUCCCUUCACCUGAAAUUAGUAAACUAAGAAGACCCUUCACAAGUUACUAGGAGCGCUAAAGUUCUCAGAUUCUCAGACCUAAUUUCAGAGGGAAUUUAGAAGUUAAACCAUCUGUGAGCUAUUCCUGAACCCCAGACCAAGCCACCAUGAGUGGGAAAGACCCACAUUGCCCACACCCUCCCCGCUAGCUGGUGGCUUAAUUCCAUAUUUCAGACACUGAUUUGAACUAAAGGAAAAGUAACUUUGGAAAAGGAAAGUGAUGACCCAGCAAACAUCUGCCCUUCUGGCUGGGAUAGCCUGUGGAGAAAGCAAUGGGCAGACAAGGAUGUUGUCUUGUUGGUUUGAUGUCCAAGUGAGAGCUUCACCUUCUAAUUUUUCUCUCCCUUUGGUUUCCAGGGGAUCUGUAGGGAUUCCCCAGCCUUCCAGACUCCAGCCUAGAUUGUCCUGUAGACAGCAGGCAGAGUGGCUAAAGCCCAAGAUUUAAAGACAUUGGGAAUGCUUGCUCUGUUUCUUUGAUGCCUAUGGAAUCUUGGAAAAUUAACUUCUCCCUGGGCCUCAGUUUACUUGAUUAUAAACUGAGAGACUAGACUAGAUAAUUUCUAAAGCUUCUUCUUGCUCUACUUCUAUGAUCUUGUGAUCUUUCUUGGAGUAUUGACUCUCUCUGUAUGAGCUUGGGCUAAUCAUUUACCUUUCCUGAGUCUAGUUCCUCCUUUAUAAAAUGAAUGGGAUGACCUUCCACCUCUAAAUUUAUUAUCUUAUGAUGUGAGGCAGGUCCUGGACUUUCACCAAAAGAGUGGCCCCUGGAUUUAGGGAAAUGCUUAACAAAUUCAUGAGGGGUAGAAGUGGUUAUUCUGCCUAAAAUCUUGCACCAGGAGAGGGUACAAUUGUUUAAAAAAAACUGUGACCAUGCUUAGGGAUGAGGUGAGUGGUACUGUAUGCACAUUGCCUGGGAAAACUAAGGGUUUUUUCCUUUUUAACAAAGCAGAAUCAUCAAUAUCAGACUCAUCAAAGUAGCCAGUCUCUCCACCAGUGUAAACCUCAAUCCAUUGAUCUCAUCUCACACUGUGUAAUUCUUAUCCAUAUUUUUCCAAAAGUCCUCCAAAAGAGAUCCACUCAACACUCAGCCUUUAGUUCUUUUUAUACUUCAUGGAUGCAUCAUACUCAAGCUGUUCAUUUGCUGAGGCACAAAAAUGAGGAGAUAAAUGUUCACCAAGGGUUUUCACCAUGUCGUGGAAUACAUCCUGUGCAUUGUCCAAAUGCAGGAGGAGGAGGUUCUCCAGACACUUCUGAUAAUAAAUGUGGCACUGUGCUGGUUGCUUCAGGAUCAAAGAUACCACCAAGAUCUUUCAAUGAGAUCCACAGCCAUUAAGAAGAAAUCAACUUGGCUAUCCACAUGGGAAAAACUAAGUGGUUGAAAAAUGUGUGAUACUCAGAUUAAGAUAUUCCACAGAACGGGUGACCUGUUGAAUUAGUACAUCAGGACAUAUAUUAUAUAUAUAUUUGAAUGAAAGAUGUUAUUGAAAUAGUCCCCUAUUCACAAGAGUUUGCUUGAGACAAGAGCCAUGAGGAAAAUAAGCUUAAUUCUUCUCAAGAGUGCCGAUGUUGUCUUUAAUUUAGGGGGACGUGGGAUUGAGGGAGUAAGAAAAUCUUGUUCAGUAUUCAAAUAACGAAUUAGGGUUUUUUAAUGACUCCAUUACAUGGAACAUAACAUGUCUGCUCACGUGAGUCUUAACCAAGAUGUAAGGCCAACGGAAAGGAACCAAGAAGGUUCCUUCUGCAAUUGUCAUUGCAUUGUGACCUCCGCCUAGUGACCUCACCUGUCUGUGCCUCAGCAUUUUCAUCUGUAGAUCAGGGACAGGGCACCUUGUCCUCCACCUACCUCACAGGGAUGUUGUGAGGACUAAUAUGCACUAAUUUCUGUAACACACUUCAUGACUUCUCAGAAGGAGCUUUAUGGCAGUGGGCACCCCCUGCUUCUCCCUUCAAAGACAGGGGAGCAAGGCUUUUUGUUCUAGCUCUCACUCACUUCAGUCUCACUCAUAACUCAUAUGGAAAGUCAGGCCAAGGGCUUUUAAAAUUCAGUCUGUUUCCAAAAAGGGUCAAAAUGAUUAGAUGCAAAGAGAAACAAAGUGAUGGUCAAAUAAGCAAUUGUACCGAAUCUUUCAUUGGAUUGGCUGCAUUCAUCAGACAAUUUAACACAGUGCUAGGCCCACAAGAGGUGCUCAGUAAUUCUUUAAAAGAUUUCAUCUUCUUGCAUGCAGAUAUUGGGACAAAAACAAAAUUUCAAACAAAAAACCUAAAAAUGAAUGCCAACUAAUGACUGAGGCAGAGUUCAGAUUCAUCGAUCUGUUUACACAUCUAUUACUAAGACUAAUAAUUUGUUUUAACUAAGAAGGUCUAUAUUAAAGCCAUUGAUAUCUGUGUGAAUAAAUGAAAACACAUUUGAUUUUCCAUACAUAGCAAAUAUCCAAUUUCAGGAAGUGUUUGGUUUUUUGUUUUGUUUUUUCCUGAGGCAAUUGGGAUUAAAUGACU